Anopheles nili is the source of this 2419-nucleotide messenger RNA. It is a transcript of the gene Agps, whose product is annotated as alkyldihydroxyacetonephosphate synthase. The record is from RefSeq and is a predicted model, not a curated record. Gene Ontology annotation, biological process: lipid biosynthetic process. Lineage: Eukaryota; Metazoa; Arthropoda; Insecta; Diptera; Culicidae. Gene Ontology annotation, molecular function: FAD binding; alkylglycerone-phosphate synthase activity. The transcript has 5 exons. The coding region runs from base 1 to 1878 and encodes 625 amino acids.
AUGUCGUCGAAGUCCGAACAGAAGCCAUCCGUUGCCAAAGGAACCGGAGCGACCGUCAAGCUUUCAACAACGUUGGAUCCAAGUGUGCCGAAGAAAAUCAGCAGCGCGAUCCCGAAGCAAAGACAAAAGCUGCUCAAAUGGAAUGGCUGGGGCUACAAGGAUUCGCGCUUCCUCUACCAGGACGGCACGAUCGUGUUCACCGGCGAUAGGUACCCCAUCGGUGGUAAAGUUUCGCUGCCACACUUUCGCGACUACGUCAUUGAGAACUUCAAGGUGGACCUAGCCGACCGGCGUGAGGGUGUUCCCAUCCCUAACGACUUCCCUACGCCGGUUCCCUGUCCGGACUUUCUGCAGGACAUGCAUCAGCACCAGAUCGAAUGCACGCAAAACGGCGAAGACCGGUUGAUCCGAUGCCACGGACAAACGCUCCACGACAUGCACAUGAUGCGUACGGGCACAUUCAAACGCAUCCCAGACGUGGUCCUUUUUCCGACCUCCCACGAUCAGGUGGUGCAGAUCGUAACUGCAGCCAACCAGUACAACGUUGUACUCAUACCCUUCGGUGGUGGCACAUCCGUGUCCGGCUCAGUAACCUGCCCAGAGGACGAACCGCGCCCAAUCGCAGCCCUCGACACGUCCCAAAUGAACCGGCUGCUGUGGAUCGACCGGCAGAACCUGAUCGCGUGCUUCGAAGCGGGCAUCGUCGGGCAGGAUCUUGAGCGCGAAAUGCGCCAGCUAGGUUACACCGUGGGCCACGAACCGGACAGCUACGAGUUCUCGACACUUGGUGGAUGGGUGGCGACACGCGCUUCCGGCAUGAAGAAGAACGUGUACGGUAACAUCGAGGAUCUGCUGGUGCGCGUGAAGAUGGUCACGAGCAAGGGCGUGCUGGAGCGUAAUCUCGCCGUACCACGCGUGUCCUGUGGUCCUGAUUUCAACCACAUGGUGCUCGGUUCCGAAGGGACACUGGGCGUCAUUACGGAGGUUGUGAUCAAGAUUCGACCCUUGCCGCAGGUGAAGCGAUACGGUUCGCUUGUGUUUCCUGAUUUUGGUUCCGGUGUGCGGUGUUUGCGGGAGGUCGCUCGGGAACGAUUGCAACCGGCUAGUAUACGGCUGAUCGAUAACGAACAGUUUGUGUUCGGGCAAGCCCUUAAGAUACCGGGCGGUUCGUUGGCGGUUGUUGCCGAGAAGCUGAAGAAAACGUACCUCACGCGGGUGAAGCGGUUGCAGCUGGAUCGGAUCGCGAUUGCGACUUUGUUGUUUGAGGGCCGGGAAGAUCAGGUGAAACAGCACGAAUCGAAGAUCUUUGCCAUUGCUAAGCAACACGGAGGAUUCUCGGCCGGUAGCAGCAACGGUGAGAAGGGUUACAUUCUUACCUUCGUCAUCGCGUACAUUCGGGACCUUGCCCUCGACUACAGUAUCGUGGCCGAAUCGUUUGAAACCUCCGUAUCGUGGGACCGAUGCGAGACGCUGUGCAUUAAUGUGAAAAGCUGCGUUCGAAAGGAAUGUGCCAAACACAAUAUCCAACACUACCUCAUCUCCUGCCGGGUGACACAGACGUACGAUGCAGGCGCCUGCGUGUACUUCUACUUUGGCUUCAACCAUGCCGGCUUCGAGAAUCCAGUCACUAUUUACGAAGAAAUCGAGAAUAAGGCUCGUGACGAGAUUCUAGCAUCGGGCGGUUCCAUCUCGCACCAUCACGGAAUCGGCAAGAUCAGGUCACGGUGGUACCCGCAAAGUGUAUCCGACGUCGGUGUGCAGCUUUACAAGGCAACUAAGCGGGAACUGGAUCCAAACAAUGUCUUUGCGGCCGGGAACCUCAUUCCGAGUGAGCUGCAGGACGCCAAGGAGUCGGCCUGUCUCAAGGCGAAGCUGUAGGCAACGUCGGGCGGUAGGCCGGAAUGGGAGCCACUCAUGUCCUGUCUGUGCACACCGCCCACAAGGGCUGUUAGCGGAUGCAGUACGCGUCAUUGCAAAAUACCUCACCGCAUCGCACAGCAAGCGUAAUAACAGCAACAGCAACAGAAGAUGUCGCUCCAUCGCAUCGCGGAAGCACGUGGCUCACGAUCACUGUCAGCCUCACGCCAGAACGUGUUCGGCGCUUUUUAUGCGUUGCAUUACGGUUCUGUCGUAUACUCGCUCUUUGCAAACCCACUGUGACCAUAUGCUUCUCCGCUUCCGUUGCAUUGCUCCGUACGUUCGGGUUUGGCCUUUAACAGCGCCAAGAUCUAGUUAACAUACAUUCCAUGCCAAACGCCCUGCUAACCCUUCCGUAGCGGCUUGAUAUUACAUUUUGCUUUUUUUUAUGCAUAUAAUUUUUUGUUUUAAUUUAGCAAGCUUAAUCGGGUAGAUUGAAUUUUACGGUGAGACAACUAGGCAAUAGUGCAAUGUAAUGUGUGGUCAAUUUUGUUAAUGCAAU